AUGACUGCCUCAAUUGCUAUCUUCGGUGCCAACGGUUUACUCGCCCAGCCCCUUAUCGACGCGCUUACCCUGGCCACCUUUAAAUCCAAAGUGGGCCUGAUUACGGUGGUGACGCGCGAGGAACCCAAACAACGUCACAAUGGCGUCGAGUACGUGAUUGCGGAUAUUUCCAACCACGACCAGGUGCCCCAAGUGGUCGCUGCUCUUAAUGGGGUCGACGCUAUCGUGGGGCUCAAUGCGCCCUUCCCGCAAGUGUACGCCGGCAUUGAAGCAGUGUUGAAGCAAGUGAAGCCCAAGCUCUACGUCCCGUCGCAGUUUGGAGUCGAUGUCCCCCGGGCGCAACAGAUUUUGCCCGGGUUUUUGCUGGUGAAGACCGACCACUCCAAAGCGGUCCGCGCCUUGGGCAUCAAAGUGGUCGACGUGUUUACCAGCUUGUUCCACUCCCCCAACGGGUUUAGCUACGAGAUUGUUGGCCACUACGGCGUGGACAGCGACGGGCUGGUGACGCAGCGUGGUAACCCUAAGCAGAAGAUCUCGGUGACUGCUACUGGUGACGUCGGCAAAGUUGUUGCGGCGCUCGUCACCGCUCUGGACUACUCUAAGCUCCCCGACGUGGUGAGAGUGGAGUCGGACCAAGUCACUCCCGAGGAAGUGCAACAGACGUGGGCCAAGAACCACGGCAAGUCCUUGAAUGUGGUGAAGUCGAUCGACCAGGCCGAGGCGCUCGCCGAAGUGCAAAGCGACUGGAAGGCCAACGGGUUCCUGCCCGACAAGUUCUUGUUCUACCUCCACUCGUUGACGUCGCAAGGGGCCAACGGCGGGACGUUGUUUGUCGAGAACGAUAACCAAUUGGUUAACCCCGGCAUCUGGCAAUGGGAAAAGUUCCACGCCGCUUAG
This is a messenger RNA of Diutina rugosa, 897 nucleotides long. RefSeq lists its product as uncharacterized. The transcript has a single exon. Lineage: Eukaryota; Fungi; Ascomycota; Pichiomycetes; Serinales; Debaryomycetaceae. The coding region runs from base 1 to 897 and encodes 298 amino acids. The record is from RefSeq and is a predicted model, not a curated record.